AUGGCCAAGACUACCGACGAAUGGGAUGAGUCAGCAGAAGUUUCUGAAGAAAGUGACUUUUUAGAUGAUGAAGAGGAAGAGUACGUGGAUGAAUAUAAUGAUGACGACGAUUAUGUAGACGACUCUGCGACAACUAAGAAUGACAGCAAAACAAGCAGGGGCAAGAGUAAGAAAGAUGGGAGAAUGAAGAGGAAAGUAGUGCUGCUGGAAGAAGAAGAAGAAGAAGAAGCUAUAGUUCCUUCCCCCAAGAGGAGGAAUAUGCACGCUUUGCCUACUGACGAGGAAGAGGACAUUGAAAACGAAGAAGAUGAAGAAGUGGAGGUGGAAGAAGAGGAAUUAGAGGAGGACUUGGAGGCAGGAGAGGAAGAAAUAGAGGAUGAAGAGGUUGAUGAGGAAGAUGAAGAGGAAGAAGGCGAAGAACAAGAACUAGAGGAAGAGGAAGACGAAGCUUCUAAUAGUGCUCUCGAAACAGAUGAAACUGGGUUAGAGGACUCAAAAGAACAUACAAUUGACAUCCCAUCUACUGCAAGUGCUGGGAGAAGUAAAAUGCUGCUCAAGCUUUUAGACUCGAGCUCCAGUUCGAAAAAAGAGUUUCUCACCGAAGAAGAGAUACAGUUACGUAAACUGGAAAAUGCUCGUAAGAGGAAGAACUUGAAGGAGAAGAGACUGGAAGAAGAAAAACGUGAUACUAUAAAUAAACUGCUGAAGAAGAGGGCAGGCAAAUCGAGAAGUCGUCUUCCAAGGGAGAACGAGGAUAAUGACGAAAGCGACGAUGGCUCCAGUUUUACCAAACCAAGAAGGCCCUACUUUGCACAGGGUUUCAUAAGAACAAUCAGAACGUACAGCCAAGAUCUGUACUGCACAUAUGAUGAAUGA
This is a messenger RNA of Kazachstania africana CBS 2517, 876 nucleotides long. RefSeq names its product Ies2p (gene IES2). Bases 1 to 876 code for a protein of 291 amino acids. Lineage: Eukaryota; Fungi; Ascomycota; Saccharomycetes; Saccharomycetales; Saccharomycetaceae. Gene Ontology annotation, cellular component: Ino80 complex. Gene Ontology annotation, biological process: chromatin remodeling. The transcript has a single exon. The record is from RefSeq and is a predicted model, not a curated record.